Molecule: messenger RNA, 1335 nt
Organism: Prorocentrum cordatum
Lineage: Eukaryota; Dinophyceae; Prorocentrales; Prorocentraceae
Source: the annotation of a GenBank genome assembly
AUGAGCUCAGUAAAGGUUAACUACAAGGUCCCUGUGGCAUGGCUCUACAUUUGGGACCAGAAUGAGGCGGGGGCGGUUAUGCCGAGAGAAGACCUCGCGUGGUUCGAGGCAAACGCGCCAGCGUGCCCAGAGCAGUAUUUCACCGACCUCGGUUUUCUAUUGAGGACUUGCCUACCCUUGCUCAAUUUGAACGUGUUUGCAAGACAGCCAGACAUGCUGCAGCUGGCCCUGACGGGCGCGAUCAACGCCAAGUUGGCCCUUUGGAAGCGCGCUGAUGGCACCCUUCAUGUCAGGUGGGCGCAGACGGACCCCGUGGAGUUCCGGCGGGCCACCGAGAACUCGGGCCGCCUCGGGGCUGUGGAGCGCGUCGGCGCGCUUGUGUCGGGGUGCCAGCGCGUGCUGGACCUCGGGUGCGGCCCGGGGCUGCUGGCGAGGGAGUCUGGCCGGCGCGACAUCGUCGGGGUCGACAUGUCUCCCAAGAUGGUCGGCGCGGCCCGCGCGUGGAUGGACCUCGUGCUGCAGGAGAACCUCCUGGAGCAUUACCCGUCCGAGCCCGUGGACGCCGUGGUCCUGUGCAACGUCCUCGAGCCCUACCCGCCCGAGGUCCGCCGGCUGCUCCUGGGCCACGCGCUCGAGUCCCUGCGCCCGGGGGGCAUGGUCGUGGUGGUCGUGGCCGCGCGAGGCCAGGCGGCAAAAACGGUCAUGUGCAACGCAUGUGCAGCUGGCGCCCUGCCAGGGGGGGGCACCCUCGGCUCCGGGGGCGACGGCGGGCUGGACAUCGUGUUCCCGACUGUCCCCUGCGGCGCGGCCAGCCCCGAGGACAUCGAGGACGACCUGCAGCUCGUGGGCCUGGAGCUCGCCUGCGCCGAGCUCGUCGACACCAGGCCCGCGCCGGACAGGCCGGGGACGGCCAGUGCCGCGGGCCCCUCCGAGGAGGCGCCCAAGGCAGACCGGAGGUCCUACGCCAUCGUGGUCGGCCGCCGGGCGGGCUGACCUCGGCGCUGCGGGCGUCCCAACUUGGUCAAGCAGUGGCGAAACGUCCCGGCGUGAGUGCCGGGGCGGUCGGCCCCUGCCACGCCUCCUCCUCCUUCGCGGGCGAGCCGCAGGCGCCCCAGGGGGCGCGAGGCGUCGGCGGGGCCGCGCGCGGCCCGCGGGCGACAGGCCCGCGCGGCGCACGAGCGGGCAGCGCGCACGCGCGGGAGAGAGGACGGCGGCCGAGCGCAGCGGAGGGCCGAGCGAGGCCAGCGGCAGCCAUGGCUGCCCGGGAGCCGCCAGCCCCUCCAUCGGAGGGUCCGCCGUCGCCCGUCGCCGCCAGCAGUGCAGCAGUAUCGGGAC